GAUAACUCAAAGGUCAAAUACAAUAUCACCAUCAAUGUCUUAAAGAAUACUUGAAUCUAUUAGUUCAACCCUUAAAGAAGUUGUUAGUCUUUCAAAAUUUUCACUCACAAACAACGGCCACUGAGACCAAACUCUAAAAGCUUCCAUUUCGCUGUUACGAUUCUCUUGUUGCAAGUGCAAGCUUAGACAUUGAAGAAACCCUUUUGUUGCCUAAGACCUAGUUGUGAAAGAAGAGCCAAGAAUCAUCUUAAAAAAUGAAAAGGACCAGAGAAAUAGAGAAGGGAUCAGAGAUCAAGUCGGCAAUUGAAGAACUUUCGAUGCUGAUCAAACUCAAGCCUACAGGUGACAAUCAUGAUAGGACUACUGUUCAUAUACCCACAAGGCCUUUUAUGUAUGUCUGCAACCUUGUUAUUCAGGUUCUUGAUAAGAUAGGCCCAACAAUGACAGUUUUGAGACAAGAUAUUGAUCAGAAUAUUCAGAGAUUGAAGAUGCUAUGUGAUUCUGAUCCUUCAAUGUACUCCAAUUUGGUUGAGAUUUUAAAGAAAGAGGCCGAUGAAGGCGGUGCAAGAAAGGGUGCCAGCUGCAGUAAAGCCUCUGUUUGGCUUGCCAGAUCCUUGGAUUUUACGGUUGCUUUGUUAGAAAGGUUAGUGGCGGAUCCUGGUCAGGAAAUGGAGAAGCUCGUAGAAGAAUCUUACAAUGUCACUUUAAAGCCAUGGCAUGGUUGGAUUUCAUCAGCCGCUUAUAAAGUAGCUCUUAAAUUAGUACCUGAUAAUAAAACCUUGAUUGAUCUGCUCAUGCCAAAAGACGAAACCUCCGACACCCUUAAAGAGGAUGUGCAAACAUUGAUCUCACUACUUGUGCCUUUUUUAGAAGAGAUCCACUCUGUUCUGGUAAGCCACCAAAUUGAUGUGUCCUGUCCUUUAUAUAAAGUGUCUCUGCUAUGUUUCUGGUUACUUAGAUCAUUUCUUUUCUUCCAUGUCGGAGAUAUUGUACGGUUUGGAUAGGUUGAAGUCCACUUAAGGUGAAAACACACAAAGAUGGGCGAAAAAACACACAAAAGAAAGCAAAGCAAAUGUACAGAGUUUGUCUUUUACAUAACUACUAGUUUUCUUCUUUUAGUUUCUUUCGUGUAACUAUGAGUUUUGUGAAUAGCUGAUCGAGUUAUGUGGGAAAUAUGCUGUAACACUAACUUACUGUAAUGUCCACAAACUAUAUCUUGAAAAAAUGUCCAUAUCUGGCCGCAAAGGCAUUUUGUUUA
This is a messenger RNA of Populus nigra (black poplar), 1258 nucleotides long. RefSeq names its product glycolipid transfer protein 3-like. Gene Ontology annotation, molecular function: ceramide 1-phosphate binding; ceramide 1-phosphate transfer activity. The record is from RefSeq and is a predicted model, not a curated record. Lineage: Eukaryota; Viridiplantae; Streptophyta; Magnoliopsida; Malpighiales; Salicaceae. The transcript has 5 exons. Gene Ontology annotation, cellular component: cytosol; membrane; cytoplasm. The coding region runs from base 255 to 1004 and encodes 249 amino acids. Gene Ontology annotation, biological process: ceramide transport; intermembrane lipid transfer.